Balearica regulorum gibbericeps (East African grey crowned-crane) is the source of this 306-nucleotide messenger RNA. Lineage: Eukaryota; Metazoa; Chordata; Aves; Gruiformes; Gruidae. The record is from RefSeq and is a predicted model, not a curated record.
AUGAAGAUCCUUUACCUGCUCUUUUCUCUCCUCUUCUUGGCACUCCAGGUUUCUCCAGGUCUGUCUUCACCCCGGAGGGACAUGUUUCUCUGUAGAAAAGGGUCCUGUCACUUUGGAAGAUGUCCCAUCCAUCUGAUUAGAGUUGGAAGUUGCUUUGGGUUCCGCUCCUGCUGCAAAGCAAGAGUGAUGAAAAUUUCUUGUAAACUUUGGAAUUUGCUUUGAAUCCUCUUACUGCUAAAACCACCUGAUCCUGCUGCAAAGCUGCAUGCACCUUUCAUUUUUAAUGCAAAAAGCUUCAUGAUGUAG